This is a messenger RNA of Budorcas taxicolor (takin), 804 nucleotides long. RefSeq names its product ovo like transcriptional repressor 1 (gene OVOL1). Gene Ontology annotation, molecular function: RNA polymerase II cis-regulatory region sequence-specific DNA binding; DNA-binding transcription factor activity, RNA polymerase II-specific. Gene Ontology annotation, biological process: epidermal cell differentiation; regulation of transcription by RNA polymerase II. Lineage: Eukaryota; Metazoa; Chordata; Mammalia; Artiodactyla; Bovidae. Gene Ontology annotation, cellular component: nucleus. The coding region runs from base 1 to 804 and encodes 267 amino acids. The transcript is spliced from 4 exons. The record is from RefSeq and is a predicted model, not a curated record.
AUGCCCCGAGCGUUUCUGGUAAAGAAGCCGUGCGUCUCCACGUGCAAGAGGAACUGGAGCGAGCUCCCCGACGAGGAGCGCGGCGAGAUCUACGUGCCAGUCAGCCUGGGCUUCUGCCCGCCACAGCCCUACCAGGAGCCAGAGCCCUCGGUGGCCGAACCCCCUUCUUGCCCCCUGGCUUUGGACAUGAGCCUUCGGAACUCCAGCUAUAUUGUGACCCCCGGGCCCUGCGUGGUGGCCCAGCUGCCCUCCGAAGACAUGAGCCGCCUGGCAGGCCCGCAGAGCAGAGACCAUGGCUUUCUGCGCACCAAGAUGAAGGUGACGCUGGGGGACGGUCCCAGCGGAGACCUCUUCACCUGCCACAUCUGCCAGAAGGCCUUCACCUACCAGCGCAUGCUGAACCGCCACAUGAAGUGCCACAAUGACGUCAAGAGGCAUCUCUGCACCUACUGCGGGAAGGGCUUCAACGACACGUUCGACCUCAAGAGGCAUGUGCGCACCCACACAGGCGUGCGGCCCUACAAGUGCAGCCUGUGUGACAAGGCCUUCACGCAGCGCUGCUCUCUGGAGUCCCACCUCAAGAAGAUCCACGGUGUGCAGCAGAAGUACGCAUACAAGGAGCGGCGGGCCAAGCUGUAUGUGUGCGAGGAGUGCGGCUGCACGUCCGAGAGCCAGGAGGGCCACGUCCUCCACCUCAAGGAGCACCACCCUGACAGCCCGCUGCUGCGCAAGACCUCCAAGAAGGUGGCCGUGGCCCUGCAGAACACCGUCACCUCCCUGCUGCAGGGCGCCCACCACGUCUGA